CCUCCUCUCUCCCUGCAUCCCCGCAUCCCUCCCUCCCGGCAGUGCAUCCCCAUCCCCCACACGGUGGCCGUCUCUCCGGGUGAAAGCUGCCUUCCCUCCGCUACUGGCCCGCCGACUGAACGGAGCUGCAGCAUUCCGAGUCCUUGCUGACUUCAGACACCGCCGAUCUCAGUGACACGCGCACGGGGAAUAUUGUUUUAGUCUCCGAUCGAAUCCAAACGAUUUGCAUAUCCACUUCCACUCCUUCCUCAUUUGCAUACAGCAAGAAUGGCGAGCGGGCAUCCCACAGACAAAUUCAGUUUCAUGUAUCCACCAGACACGCACAAGAGCAAGAACAGGUUAUCUUCAGCCAUGAAUCCAGUCUACAGUCCAGUUCAGCCUGGCACCCCCUACGGAAACCCCAAGAACAUGGCCUUCACAGCAGGCUAUCCAGCGGGUUAUCCAGCCACGGCUCCCACCUACACGCCCAACCUCUAUCAAACAGGAAGUCCAGGGUAUCCACCAGGAUAUACUGCGGCUGGCACCCCCUAUAAAGUGCCACCGACCCAGUCAAAUGGAGCGCCUCCACCCUACACCCCCACCCCCACUCCUUACCCCACAGCCAUGUAUCCCAUCCGCAGUGCCUACCCUCAGCAGAACCUCUACGCACAGGGAGCUUAUUACACCCAGCCAGUGUACGCGGCCCAGCCACACGUGAUCCACCACACCACAGUGGUGCAGCCUAACAGCAUCCCCUCCACAGCCCUUUACCCGGCCCCGGUCCCUGUACCCGCUCCACGGAACAACGGCAUGGCUGCGAUGGGGAUGGUAGCUGGAACGACCAUGGCCAUGAGUGCAGGGACUCUGCUGACAACACCCCAGCACCCCCCAAUUGGAGCACACCCCGUAACUGUGCCAACCUACAGGCCCCAAGGGACACCUGGGUACAGUUAUGUCCCGCCUCACUGGUAGAGCCCGCCCAUCAAAUCUGGAGUCCACCAUCAUAUGCAACUGCUCAAAACCUACACGGGCUCCCAGUGAUAACCAUGGGAACCUGGCACCUGUCUGCAAGAACAAAACUAAAGUGCAACAGCCACUUUAAUAUUAUUGAUAUUGUUAAGAUGCGACAUUCUCUAACUUUUUUCUUUUUGUUUUAUUUUUUUACGAAAGCUGCUUUUGAGUUCAUUUUUCUGUUCAAUUGCCAACCAGUCAUUACCUUUUUGUUUUUGUACGGUUUGUUCUUAUGGUCUCACCAUUUCUUUAAAUCCGCCGUCUGUCAGUGGAACUCCAGAAGGACUCUCGACCAAUCACAGGUGUCGGCUGCUCCUGUGCUUGUUGCGCUGGUGUGUGCGAGUGCGCACGCACCUGUCAAGUGUGUGUGCAAGUGUGUGCUGUCCUGCCCACCGCUUAGUUGGCUGAAAAUUGUCGGGCACUUCCACCUGGUCAUCAUCUCCAUCCCUCAGCGCGGAGAGGCGCUGACCUAUGCUGCCAAAUUUUCUACCAACUCGAUUUCCACACAGGGUGUUGACACAAAUAGGAUUUGUUUUUUCUUAUUGUUUACAUUUCGUUCUGGGCGGUUCAUUUUCACUUGUCUUCCAGCACAUAGAUGUCUGUCAGUUAUCGGUGGUCAUGUGAACAUCACUUUGAUCAGAGCACUUAGCAGCUGUGUCCUCCACAGGAGAGAAACACCAACUUCUUGCCUGGCACUAUGCAGGCGAGUUGGUCAUGACAAUUGGGAAGUUUAAAAACAUGUAUGGGGUCAUUUCAAGGUCAAAAUAGAGUCAGUGGAAAGGCACGCUUUGGAACACACUCCUGCGUGUGUGCGCAUGGUUGCACUUAUAGUUACUGAUUUUACACACAGAGACAGAGGUGAGUGCAGCGGAUCAGGAGUUGAAAGGGUGGGAAAGAGGUGAGAGCGAAGGAGAUGGCAGCGACGUCAUUACACUUGCUUUAUAUCAAAAAUGCUCCACACUUGCAGGAUCUGGCCUGCGAGAGAAACGCACUGAUGUUUGCACUACGUGACGCUAUUUCUCUCCGCCACCUCAUUCGCUCUGCCCAGACGAGGACCAAUAAUCAAACACUGUUCGGAUGCUCCGCCUCCACCAGGUGGUACAUGUGUGCUCCUUGACGGGAUUUGUUCAACUUAAAUAUUUUGGUGCCCAAUUGCUGGUUUUACUGUUUAAUACUGCAACAGUUUUAGUGAUUUUUUUUUUUUU
Molecule: messenger RNA, 2195 nt
Organism: Synchiropus splendidus (mandarinfish)
Lineage: Eukaryota; Metazoa; Chordata; Actinopteri; Syngnathiformes; Callionymidae
Gene: fam168a
Product: family with sequence similarity 168 member A
Exons: 8
Coding region: 268-951 (227 amino acids)
Biological process (GO): positive regulation of base-excision repair
Source: RefSeq, a predicted model, not a curated record